This is a messenger RNA of Funneliformis mosseae, 468 nucleotides long. The record is from the annotation of a GenBank genome assembly. Lineage: Eukaryota; Fungi; Glomeromycota; Glomeromycetes; Glomerales; Glomeraceae.
AUGUCAUUCCGCAGCUUUGAUAUUGAUUCUUUAGACGAAGACAUAUUAGCUCAAGAUGAACUUUUCGUUUUCUCUAAUGGAGUUGAAAUUACCCCAGAAAACGCCUCAAAACAUGUCAAAACAAAAGGAAUUGAGGUUAGGAACCAACUAACAAGGGGUGACACAGCUAAUGCAUUGAUAACGGCAAUAGAAAGUCCUCCGUACGGAGUUCACACAAUAGAUGCUAAAGAUCAAAAUACCAAAAUUGUAAUGGAUGUUCUAAAUUCUAUUAAAGCUACCGAUAUUCCAUCGUUAGUGAAAUUAUUAUCUAGGGAACAGCAAGAUAUCUUAAUGAAAUAUAUUUAUCGAGGGAUGUCGUCGCCCGAUUUAUACAAUUCAACUGUAUUAUUGAAUUGGCAUGAGAAGCUUACUGAAGUUGCUGGUGUAGGAUGCAUCGUUCGUGUAAUUACAGAUCGAAAGACCGUUUAA